Molecule: messenger RNA, 1446 nt
Organism: Candida albicans SC5314
Lineage: Eukaryota; Fungi; Ascomycota; Pichiomycetes; Serinales; Debaryomycetaceae
Exons: 1
Coding region: 1-1446 (481 amino acids)
Cellular component (GO): anaphase-promoting complex
Source: RefSeq, a predicted model, not a curated record
AUGAAUUUAUCGGAAAAUUACAUUUCGGCGUCGCGUAAUUCGUCGUCUUCAACAGCUACAACUUCAAUGUCAAACAAGUAUAGCAGUUUACCAAAGUUUAACAACCAUACCCAUUCCAACCAAUCAAGAAUUGUGUCUAAUAAUGAUAUGAGUACAUCAAGCAUUUUCCCUUAUAAUAGAACCGUCAGUUCCUCGUCGUCGAUAAUGAGCACCCCAAGCAAUAAUAUCAGAAAGUUCCAACGACAGCGACAACAAGAGAGACAACACCACGAACACCUACCACCACCAUCACAACACCAACGACAAACUGGAAGUAGCAAGAAUGAGCAUAUCAACAACAGUUCAAGGACGUCUAAAAAUGGGAGAUUAAUCAAAAACAAAUUAUUAAACCUACAACAGUCACUGAAACAACAAUUAAUCAAUCGAAUAUCAGACAAAGAUCCAAGACAUUCUCAUUCUAACAGUUCCCAAUCUAAUGCAAAAAAAGUGACGCCUCCAGUGUUUGGUCUACAAAAAGUUGCAUCCAGCCCUUAUGACUUUUCAGUAUUUACAACUGUAGCCACAAAUGAAAAACAGCAUGAUGAGGUGCUAUUUCCUGCUAUAAAACAAUCACAAAUCAGAGCCUGGGAAUCUGCCGAGAAAAUAUGUAGAGGCAUUAUUUUUGAUGAUGAUGAUGAUGAUGAAGAAGAAUCCACCGACGACGAAAGUGAAAACACUAAGAACCCCAUAAUUUCAAUACCGGGAUACACUGAAGGUGAAUUGAAAGAAUUGUCCAAAUAUCCGAAUUUAUCAAGUCAAGAAGAGAAAAAACUCUUAACUGAAUAUAAACGGAAAGUGUUAUCACAACGGGAACAGAAUUUAUCUAAUAACAAUUUAAUAUCGUUCAGAAGACAAUUGCAAAUAGACCAGAAGAAAGAAAUACUUUCGAAAUUGUUCAACAAUCAAAACAAGCUCAAUCUCGAUUAUAUAACUGACAAUGACAACAACAGUAUUGAUAGUUACACCAAUAGAAAUCAGUACAAUGUGAUUGACAACAAUUUGAUUUCUUUGGAUUUGCAUAGUUUGAUCAAUAAUGAUAUGGAAGAAGUGAAUUAUUUAUUGGAAGAAGAUGGUAAUUUUAAAAUUUUACAAGAAGAAGUAAAGCAAAAUAUUUUCCAUAAGAAAAUUGUGACUGAUAAUCAACAAAGCGAUGAAAACGGACAUGGUCAGUUUGAUUAUGAACGUUUCCAAAGCUUGACAGCUAAAAAAUUGGACAAGAUUUAUGAUGUGCAUACUACUCGAUAUGCUGGUGUUAAUGUUGAUGAUGAUGAAUACAAGGAACCUAGUUUCUAUAGUGAUGAUGUUUCUAAUUUGGAACUAGAGGAGGAAUUGUUGCAAUUUACUACUGGCCACUUGCGCCAAUGCAUUCAUGAUAGCAUAGAUGAAGAGGAAAUGACAGAAAAGUAA